This is a messenger RNA of Athene cunicularia (burrowing owl), 2200 nucleotides long. It is a transcript of the gene DHODH, whose product is annotated as dihydroorotate dehydrogenase (quinone). The record is from RefSeq and is a predicted model, not a curated record. Bases 10 to 1371 code for a protein of 453 amino acids. Gene Ontology annotation, cellular component: mitochondrial inner membrane; cytoplasm. NCBI's taxonomy places the organism in Eukaryota, Metazoa, Chordata, Aves, Strigiformes, Strigidae. Gene Ontology annotation, biological process: 'de novo' pyrimidine nucleobase biosynthetic process; pyrimidine ribonucleotide biosynthetic process. The transcript has 8 exons. Gene Ontology annotation, molecular function: dihydroorotate dehydrogenase activity.
GGCCAGGAGAUGGUCCCAGUGGGAGCUGGGGGUCCCCCGGGGCCGGCACCCGAGGGGGAGACCCUGCGGGGCGGGGGGAAAAGGAUGGGAGGGGGUUGGAGCGAGAUCCUGGCUGUGGCUCCCGGUGUCGGUGGGCUCCGGCCCUCCUGGCUGCCAGCGCCUGACCCAGCCCCUACCCCACAGGAGGUGCGAGUCCUCGGGCACCGCUUCCGCAACCCCGUGGGCCUGGCGGCCGGCUUCGACAAGCAGGGCGAGGCUGUGGACGGGCUGUACAAGAUGGGGUUCGGCUUUGUGGAAGUGGGGACGGUCACGCCCCAGCCCCAGGAGGGGAACCCCAGGCCCAGAGUUUUCCGGCUGGCAGAGGACGAGGCAGUCAUUAACAGGUACGGAUUCAACAGCCAUGGCCACGUCGCAGUGGAGCGCAGGCUGCGGUCCCGCCAGGAGAUGCAGCUCAGGCUCACUGGUGAGGGAAUGCCCCUCGGAGUCAACCUGGGCAAGAACAAGAGCUCUACCGAUGCUGCAGCUGACUACGUGGCUGGAGUCCGGACACUGGGCCCUUUGGCUGACUACUUGGUUGUGAACGUGUCCAGCCCAAACACCCCAGGGCUGCGGGACCUGCAGGGCAAGGCUGAGCUGAGGGACCUGCUGACCAAGGUGCUGGCGGAGAGGGAUGCGCUGCCCUGCGAGCACAAGCCAGCUGUGCUGGUGAAGAUCGCCCCUGACCUCACAGCGCAGGACAAGCGGGACAUCGCGAGCGUCGUCCGCGAGCUCGGUGUGGACGGGCUGAUUGUCAGCAACACCACCGUGAGCCGGCCCAGCGGCCUCCAGAGCCGGCAGCACACGGAGCCCGGGGGCCUCAGCGGGAAGCCGCUGCGGGAGCUCUCCACGCAGACCGUCAGGGAGAUGUACACCCUCACCCAGGGCCAGGUGCCCAUCGUCGGGGUGGGCGGGGUGAGCAGUGGGCACGACGCCCUGGAGAAGAUCCGUGCUGGAGCCUCGCUGGUGCAGAUAUACACAGCACUUGUGUACCAUGGGCCGCUGGUGGUGGGGACGGUGAAGCGGGAGCUGGAGGAGCUGCUGAGGGAUUCAAGAACGUCAUGGAGGCGGUGGGAGCAGAUCACCGGCGCUGAUGUGCUGCAGGACCAAGAUCUGGCUGGGAGCAGCUGUGGCCAGGCAGGGACAGGCCUGACGCUUCCAGUGCUGGGGACACCCCUUGGGCUGGUGGGACACAGUCCAGAUCUCCUCAGCCGAGCAGCUCCCUUCACGUUGUUCCCAGUUGGUGCAUCUUUUCCUGGUGCUAGAAGCUGCAGGGCUCUGGGAUGGUUCCACGCCGAGCCCGCCUGGGCUCCCUUCGCAGAGAUCUCCAUGUGAGGCUGGGCCCUUGGGAGGUGCUGGACACAGUUUCUUCCCUUUGCUGCCAGUACACAGAUGUUUGGAGGCAGCUGUGGUUACGCCCUGUCACUUGUGAAAAGGCCCUGUUUGUUCACACUGCUGGAGGCUGUCGGGUUUGUCUCUGGGGCUCCGGUGUUGACUUGUUUUACCCUGGGCUGCCUGUUGUCAUCUUGGGCUUUUCUUGAGCAACACGGCUUUGACUUGGACGUGGCAUUCCCUCUGCAGCCUCUCGCAAUCCACCCUGCAGAGCAGGAUAGCAUCACAGCUCUUCACCAAACUGGUUUACAGGUGCGGGGCCGCUGACCCUACUCCCAGAAGCCCUUUGUUCACGUCAGGGCUGUCACCCACCUGCUCCCCUGCUUCUGCAGCCCCUGCACCAACCUUGUUCCCUCGAUUCUCUGCUUUCAGACAGCUGGUGCUUGCUGCUGCUCUGACAGGGACAUGAGCUGGUCCGCUGGCCGAGGUUUGCAUGUGCUUUCUCUGGAGAGGGCCUGGGAGGCUCCAGGUCUGAAGGCAGCUGUCGUGUCCGUGGGAGUGUGAGCUUGAGUUUUCCCUUGUCCUGCUGCACUUUUGUCUGUGCUCUGCAGCUGAUCCCUGACUGUGACUUGGAGACAAUCGGUACCUUGUGCUGCCAUGGCAUUAGCUGGUGGCGUUGGUCUCAAGCGUGGCCCUGUGCUGCCACAGCCCGGUGCGUGGGCGGUGGUCCAUGUCCACGGGCAGCCUGGUUAGCUCCUGCACACAGUCCCUUUGUCUGAGUGAACCUUGGCGCUGCCAGUGGGCACCAGGGCACAGCCGUGUGUUGCUUUUU